Sander lucioperca (pikeperch) is the source of this 3699-nucleotide messenger RNA. It is a transcript of the gene niban2b, whose product is annotated as niban apoptosis regulator 2b. Bases 253 to 2793 code for a protein of 846 amino acids. Lineage: Eukaryota; Metazoa; Chordata; Actinopteri; Perciformes; Percidae. The record is from RefSeq and is a predicted model, not a curated record. The transcript is spliced from 14 exons.
ACAGGAGGGUGUGUCUCUCCGAGAAAGUCAGUAGUGUGUCACUCGGCUAACAUUUUCUCUUCCUACCUAGGCUACUUAUUUGCUACCGACCGUCUCUUUUCCAAACUUCAGUCAAUUCAGGUUAUGUUGGAGAGGAGGUGAAAGGGCUUCUUCAGGAGUCUGCAUUACUCUGAACUAAUUUCCCUGCGUUUGUCUUAAUAACGUUAGUUAUAGAUCAGUGGAGCCAAUCGGGGAUUUUGAGUUUAAUCCACCAUGGGAGACGUGAUUUCCAGUCACCUGGAUGAAGCCAAGCGGGAGAUUAUCACAGCUCGGACCAGGGAGGUGAUGGUGGAGUUUGGGCGCCUGUAUGAGAAGCAGUAUGCUGUGGCUCUCUUUAACAAAGUUCGUUUUGACAUAGAAGGAGGAGGUGGCCCACAACCCCAGCUACUACACCGCAAGAUUCCUCUGGAGAACAAAGCCAUCUUCUCUGGCUCGCUCUUUCAGUAUCUGGAGGAGAACAAGAAAUGGAGGAACCGCUUCCUCUUCGUUCCAGACUCCUAUAACAUCAACUAUUACGACAGCAAAGCGGCCCAUGACCGACACCUUCAUCCCAAAGGAACCAUCAACUGUGCUGGCUACAAGGUGCUGACAUCUAUGGAGCAAUACCUAGAUCUGUUCAGCAACAGCCUACCUGGUAUAAAAGCUAAGGUGGGAAGUUCCCCUUUCCUUAAGUGUGCCACCCAGUUCCCUCUGAUCCUUUGGCACCCUUACGCCCGCCACUACUACUUCUGUGUGGUGACGGAGAAAGAGCAGCAGAAGUGGCUCGCUGUCCUCCAGGACUGUGUCAGACAUGCUAAUGAUGGUUUGUCAGAGGAGAAUAAAGUCCAAACACCUGCCUUCACUGAUGCUGUACGACUCUACCGCCAAGCUAAAGGGCACUAUGGCACCUGGGACAUGAUGUGUGGUAUACCAUCACAGAUUUUGUCAAAUCUGGUGAUGGAGGAGGCCCUCCCUGAGCUGAGGGAGCUCAUCUCCCCACGCCUUAAAGGUAAACUACACGAGAGGCAGAGAAACUGGAUGCUGAUUAGUGAUGCGGUGUAUAGCCUGGUGCAGGGGCAGUGCCAGGCCCAGUAUGAAGCGGUGUUGCAGAAGUGUGAGGCAGCCUGCUCCUCUCUGGAGGCCUCCAUACGAACAGAUAUGGACCAGAUCAUCACCUCCAAGGAGCACGUCACCAACAAGAUCAGAGAGGUGGUUCUUCCUAAGGCUGAGAAGCUUCUGAAGGUGAGCAUCCAGCCCUACAUCAGCUCCAUCCUGGAUGCCCUGAUGGAGCCGACCAGCCGAGGUUUCUCUGAGGUCCGCAAUGUAUUCUUCAGAGAGCUGGUGGACAUGAGCAAGAACACCCUCAAUGAGGGCACCAAGGAGACUGUGGCACAGCACAUGGACAAGAUCUCCAUGCUGGCCUUCCAUCCGGUGAAGAUGCAGAGCUGCUAUGAAAAGAUGGAGCCACUGAGUCUAGAGGGUCUGCAGCAGAGGUUUGAUGUCUCCAGCCCCUCAGUGUUCGUCCAGAGGGCUCAGAUCCUCAUGAGAGAGCAAAUGGAUCAUGCAGUGUAUACAUUUGAGCAGAUCCUUCACCAGAGUCUGGAGUCUCAGUGCACAGAGGAGCUCUGUAAGUCCAUCCAGCGCUGCCAGGACAGAGUCAUUAAGAAAUUUGACUAUGACAGCAGCACAGUGAGGAAGCGUUUCUUCCGUGAGGCUCUUCUCCAGAUCUUCAUCCCCUACAUGCUGAAGCAGCUCAGCCCUUCCUGUGCAUCGGAGCUGCCGCGCUUCCAGGAGCUGAUCUUUGAGGACUUUUCCCGUUUUAUUCUGGUGGAGAACAUCUUUGAAGAGGUGGUGCUGCACUCUGUGAUGAAGGACAUCACGAUGGCUGUGAAGGAGGCGGCGGUCCAGAGGAGACACAACCUGUACAGAGACAGCAUUGUCCUCAGCAACAGCGACCCCAGCCUGCACCUACUUGGAGAAAACCCCUCCAUCGACUGGGCCGGGGAGUACGGAGGAGCCCAGGAAGAGGUGGAUGGAGCAGGGAAGGACACUGAGUGUGGCAGUGAGGGUGAAGGCGGGGCGGCCCAGAAGAGAAGGAGGAUGAAGCAGGUGGUGUCCAUGAUUCAGGUGGAAGGCUCCCCAGUUCUGCCCAACGAGUCAUGCAUGGAGGUGCCUAGUGUCAACGACAUCCCAGAAGAGGAUGGAGGAGAGGAGGAGGAGGAGGAGAAGGAUGGAGAAGGGGAGGAGAACUCGGAUGAUAAAGCUUCUGCUGACCAAAAUGGAUCUGCAAGUCCCAGAGCUUCAGAGAACCCUCCGGACUUGUCAAAUGGUUCUGUCUUGAAGGAAGAGGAAGCCAAGUCAGAGGAGCAGGGUAAAGAAGUCCCACAAAAGGUUGAAUCUGCUCCAGAAAGUGCUUCAGUUGUGGAAGAGAAGGGUAAGGGAGGGGACAAUCUGUCGAUGGUGGAGGAACAACCGCACUCCGACCAGGAGGUGUCAGAGGAGACACUGCCACUGCCACCUGAGGAAAUCCUAUCUAGGGCUACAGAAACUGCUCCAGAGAGCCUCCCAGAGGCAACAUCUGACUUCCCUUUGCCUCCACAUGACGACAGUGGCUUCCAGUCUCCCACCAAUGAAGGGGGAGAGGCAGAGAACGACGAGGAGGAUGUGGCCCCUAGCACAGCAGCCCCACAGCCCUCAGAGGAGCACCCUGAGGUGAGGAAGACUAGUGUUGCUGCAGCGCCAGAAGCAGAGACCAAAACCAGUGACUCUGAGUAAUUAAAUGAUUUCCAUUUGUUGGACUGGACUUCUGCUCUGUUUUUAUUUUUAUUAUUUUUCUUUCUUUUUUUGACAGAGAUUAAAACGCAUGACGCAUGUUGUUUUAACAUAUCAGUUUUUUUUCAGUUCUACAACAGUUUUAGGCACAGUAAUCAUUUAGCAGAUUUUUUUUCACCGAGCAGGGCUCAGGUGCUCAUGGUCAUAUUGUUACAUGCUGUUUUUCUGUAUCAUUUUCACAACUUUGCAUCCGACAGAAAAUCCUCAGCAAAUUCUGAGUUUUAAAUCCACAUAUGUUUCAUGUUUUAUUUUCUCUUCACCUGAUAUUAAUGUAAGCACAGUGGACGACCUUGAGUCCGUAAUGGUGUGUUUUAAGCAUGCAAGAACACCCCGGUUUGAUUUAGCUCUUAAGUCUAUCUUGUUUAACUACUAACUACUGGGUGUUUUUUUUUACAUUUGUUGGUCUAUAUGCUUAUAGAAACUUACUUAUUGGUUAACAGAAAAUACUUUCCAGAAUGUGGAAAAGUCUCAAAGUUGAUUUUCUUUUCUAUCUCAAACUUGCAUUACAAUUCAUUAAAUUGUCUCAAUGUACACAUUGACAUCUUAAGACUUGACUAUUUCUUUUGUGUUGGUAAGAAUAACACUAUUUUAUAAAAGUUUAUCCCUUAACAAAGUACGUUGUGUAUAUUAUGUAUAAAUACUUCUAUGGACCAGUGAACUAUACCAGACUGUCAUUUUACAUAAUUUUAUAUAAUUUUGUAAGUGCCUUAGCUGAUCUCUCCACCCCCUAUUUUAUUUAUUAUUUUGUAACCCCCCUUCUUUUUUGACCAAUGUACUUUUAGAUUUAUUUUACUCUUGCGUGAUGCAAAUGACUGUUAUUGAUAAUAAAUAAUUAUCCAUAAAUUAUCA